CACGAUUUUUUUUUUUUUUGGAAAGUCAAAUGUCGAUGAAGUUAGUAUAGGUCCAGGAUUUUCGUGAUUUUCGAAAAAUACAUUAGAAUCAUUGCACCUAUUUUUUAACGCAAAACAAAAAAAGAAUAUGUUUUUCUUACAGAAGUUAUAGUGAUGUCAGGAAAUACAUAACUUUGUUUUGUGCAAAGUGCGUCUCGACUUGUAUAGCCAUUAAAAUGCCUGCCGUGACUUCGACAACAGAGGAGCAAAACGAUGCUGAUCAAAAAAUUUGGAAUGCUCUCAAAAGAUAUAUCAUAAGAGAAAGACAAAGGAAAAAAGAAGAAUAUGAAGCUGAAGUGGAAGAAGAGAGGCUUCGAAAAGAGAGAGAAGCAAGAAAAAGGCAAGAUGUUAUGACACUUGAGGAGACAAAAGAGCAGAUUGAACAAGUAGAACAAAAGCUGAAACAGUUGGAGAAAGAGAAACAACAGUUAUUCAUGAAAUUAAAGAAGGUCCUUAAUGAGGAUGAAAUCCGUAAACGACAACAGCAAAAGGAAACCAACGAAAUGCAACCAAUGAAGAUGUCAAUGAGUGGUAACAUCCAGGUCCCAAUGUUCUCGAUGCCAUCAUCUACGGGCCAGGGUGAGCCCCCACCUGCUCAGGGCAGGCCCCCUCCGCUUACCUCUCACCUACUUAACAAGAAUAAGCACUCAAACUACAUGUUGUUUCCGCAACAGCAGACGAUUGUGCGAGGUCCCAUACAAACGGGCGUCAAGCGGCAGCGUAGUCCGUCUCCAACUUACACUCUAUAUGCUCAUAGAUUACAGCCGCAGAUGAAACAUCAACCUGUAUACUCUGAUCAUAAGGUUGAAGACGGCCGCAUGGGCCGCCAGCUAACCCGUGCUGUGCUUUGGAACAAAUCAUCGCAAUACGGCUCAGGCGCGGGCAGCUCGUCAAUCUCGUCCCCGGCAUACUACGCGAUGCCUACAUCGGGCGUGGUGGGUGUGGUGGGCGAGCGUCCGCCGCCGCUGCUGUACGCGCACCACGCGCACACGCCGCACACGCCGCACACCCCGCACACCCCGCACACGCCGCACCACUCCAACUUGAUGUACGCGCCCGCGCCGCAGCCGCCGCAGUUGUACCUGGACUUACUGAAGAAUAGAGAGGGACAGCAACAUCAGGAGCCGAAGAAAGAUCCGCAGCCGCAAGUCCUCCUAGGUCUGAGCGAAUCCCACCACCCGGCAGUGAGCACCAGCAGCGGCUACGGGCUCCACCUCGCACAGCAUCAACAUCAGCACCAUAACAACAUGCCGCCAUCAAAGCCCGGCAGCAUCACCCAAGGGUACCCGGUCCAACAGUCGAACCCUAAUGUCCAGAACCCGAAUAUAUAUCCCAACAGACACCGAUAUUAGCUAGUAAUCAUUCGGCGACACCGUCUCAAGCCACCACCAUAGUACGCAAGGAACGAAUACAAGAAUAUACAGCGAGAUAUACGGUCUGUGAGACACAUUUGGUUCAGAUGACAGGGAUUAUUGCUUGUGAGACAAAAAUAUGGUAUGUUAGACAGAUUAAAAUACAGAGUAAAUUUGACAUAGCGCAAUAUAGAAGACGGUUUGUGAAGCAAGCAGAUUAUACUGAUAGUGAGAUACAUUAAGAUAGAAAAUUAAGAAAUAAUUUUAACGAAAGAUCACUGUUUUUGGGACACAUGUAAUGUGGAAAAUGCAUGAUACAGAAAAAAAAAUGUUCAAAAAUAUAAAAAGCUAAUGAGCAAAUCAGCCUAUUUUCGUCAAUCUAAAAAUGUGUCUCAUUAGAUCGUCAUUUGAGUGUGUGAUUUAAGGAUCAAGUGCAGUGUUGAACUGGUGGUAUAUUUCAGUGCAAAAAAGAACUUAAAAGGUUAUGUAAAAAUGAAUCUAUUGUUGAACAUAUUAUAGCUGAAUUUUCAAUAUAUUAUUGGUACAUUUAAUAUUUUGCUAUUUACAUAAUGUAUGCUUUAUUGCAUUCCACUGAAAUCUCAUGUAUCGGAGAAAUCUGUAUAGUUAUUUUGUUUCAUGAACAUUUGAAUAAUUUUAUGUUAUUAAAAUUGAAAAUUCAGCGUAACUAAUAUAACCACUAAACACAAAGUUACAACAAUAUGUUAUCCAUUUUGUAGUACUUUUUAUUGGUUUUAAAAACAAAACAUAGUAUUUUAGUUGGCAAUUGGUAUAUCUAUGGGAAUAAGGGAAUUAGUUCCGAGUAUUUUGUUUUUAGAGUUUUUUUUGUCUAUUUAUCAAUACAAAUAUAAAGCAACAUUAUAAGCAUAUUAAUUCGUAUAUUCAAUAGAAAGUACAAUUAUUGUAGCCGAAUAACUAUAUUAUGUUUAAAUCAUCAUUUAUCCAAGUGAAUAGUAAUAUUGUUAAGAAAAAAUGCAAAGGUUUUUGUUAUAAUUUAGAUUUAUUUAUUGCUUGAGAAUUGUAAAAAAUGUUCUAGGCACACAAUUUAUGAAAUUGAUAUCAUAACCCUUCUUUUUGCUUUUCGCUGUAGUAGAGUAAAAAAUUAUUCAUUGCUUUCUUAGUAGAUCACUAUUUUCUUUUUUGAUAAAAAUGUUAAUCGUUGCAGAUAUAUUUUGUAAAUAUGCUAUCAUUUAUAUGCCUUUUAAAGUCUCUAAUAUUUAUUCAUUAUUUGACCAAUACUAUUGAAAUUCAAUUUACGAUAUCACAUGAUUUGCGUAUAUAUAUAAUUUGUGCUUGUGGUGGUAAUUUAGAAAAUAUAUUAUUUAGAUCCUCAAA
This is a messenger RNA of Plodia interpunctella (Indianmeal moth), 2744 nucleotides long. RefSeq lists its product as uncharacterized. Gene Ontology annotation, cellular component: transcription regulator complex. The transcript is spliced from 9 exons. The record is from RefSeq and is a predicted model, not a curated record. Lineage: Eukaryota; Metazoa; Arthropoda; Insecta; Lepidoptera; Pyralidae. Gene Ontology annotation, biological process: regulation of transcription by RNA polymerase II. Gene Ontology annotation, molecular function: transcription coregulator activity. The coding region runs from base 216 to 1391 and encodes 391 amino acids.